Molecule: messenger RNA, 2324 nt
Organism: Linum trigynum
Lineage: Eukaryota; Viridiplantae; Streptophyta; Magnoliopsida; Malpighiales; Linaceae
Source: the annotation of a GenBank genome assembly
GGAAUUGGAAUGGAAUAUCUCGUGUCUGGAGCUGGUAACACGUGGAGAAAGCAGCCAACUCCCACGCGUCAGUUCCCAGGCCACCUUCGACAGACUCCCUUUCCUUCGCUAUCUAUCUCAUACGUGUCAGGCAGAAAGCUGAGUCAGUUCUCCCCUUCACUAACACGUGGCAGCCUUCCUCCAACUCACCAAUCCCAGCACCGCCAUUUCCCUUCCCUGUAGUUCCUAUCCACUCCCACCUCCCCUGCCCUUUUAACUCCACUCCCCCUCUCCAUUUCGCUUCACCAAUCGAUCAAGCACUAUCUUCCAUUACAUUCCCACAAAUCACAGAAAGGAAGCAGCAAACCAGGUUGAGAAUUUUCAGCAAAGCAAAGACAAGAAGUCGAAACAAACAAUGGCGUCCGAGCAACAGUCUAGGAGAGAUAACAAGACGACGGAGCGGGAGAUUGUCUUGGAGAAAGACAGAGUCCCCAAGAUCGCCUCCCAUUUCGAGUCCCUGUCCCACGACGAAACCAAGCCGUCCGGCACCGGAACAAACUAUACCGUCGGAAAAUUUGAAGUCACCAGGGAAACAGAGGGAGGCCACGGCGGCGGUGGCGGCGGCCGAGAGACUAAUCAAGGAGACCAACUCUCUCUUUCCGACAUCUCCAAGCUCAGAGGAUCUGCUCAGCAGAAUUCGGCCGAGGCUAUCAGGGGUGCACAGCAGAGGUAUGAGGAGAAGCAGGGGAGCCACGACGAGAAGGCUGGAGGCGGCGGCGGUAGUGCGACGGAAACUGCAAGAGGAGGAGCUCGGAGAGCUUCUCAGACCGUGCAAGAGAAGGGGGGUCAAGUCAAGGAAAGUGCUCGAGAAGGAGCUCAGAGAGCUUCUCAGACGGCUCAAGAGAAGGCUGCUCAGGCCAGAGACACGGCGGCGGAGAAGGCUCGUGUAGCUUCCCAAACGGUCCAGGAAAAAGGCGCACAAGCGAAAGACACUGUCGCUCAGGGAGCUCAGAGAGCCUCCGAAUUGGCUUCGGAGAAGGCUGCCCGAGCAAGAGAGACGGCCUCUGAAGGCGCUCAGAGGACUACAGAGUACUUGAGUGAGAAGGCGAAGCAGGCAAAAGACACAGCAGCCGGAGGUGCUCAGUAUGCUACGGAGAAAGGGAGGCAGGCGAAGGACACGGUGGCCGGAGGUGCUCAGAAGACAACAGAGUACCUGACCGAGAAGGCGGCCCAAGCGAAAGACACCGCCGCGGGAGGAGCUCAGAGGACGUCGGAAUACGUGACGGAGAAGGGGAGGGAGGCGAAGGACACCGCGGCGGAGAAGAGCCAUACCGUGGCCCAAACCGCGAAAGAGUACGCUAGCAAGGCGAAGGACUUCACGGUGGAGAAGGCGGUGGCGGCGAAGGACGUGACCGUUGAAAGCGGGAAAGGGGCGGUUCACUACGUGGCGGAAGUGGCGGAGGACGUGAGGGAGAAGGCGGCCGCGGCGGGGUGGACGGCGGCGCAUUACACGACGGAGAAGACCGUGGAGGGGACGAAGGCUGCGGCGAGGGCGGUGAAGGGUGCGGCGGAGUACGCCGGGCACAAGACGGCGGAGCUGGCCGGGAAGCCGCUGGGGGCGGUGAAGAGCGCGGUGGGGACGACGGGGGAGAGCGCGAAAGAGUACACGGCGAGGAAGAAGGAUGAGGCGCAACGGGAAUUGGAGACGAGGAAGGGGAGAGCAGAAAUCGGCGGGGGCGGCGGAGGAGAAUUCGCGACGGAGAAGUGGUCAACGGAGACGACGACCACGGGAGGAGGAGGGGAGGAAGGAGACGAGGAAGGCGGCGGAGUGUUGGGAGCCAUCGGCGAGACUAUAGUGGAGAUAGCGCAGCAGACGAAGAAAUUGAUGAUCGGACAGCCACCGGAUGACGACGAGGGUGUCGGUGGAGCGGCGCAGGGCGGUGUCGGGUUUGAAUCUGCGACCAGAAGGGAGGAGUAUAGCAGGCAGGAAAAGCGUUAAUAAAGACUAAUAAUGAGAAAAGAACACAGCGUGAAAAUAUUAUGUACGAUGGGGGGCUGGGAGCUUUGGGCUUUCUUUUUGGGCUUUCUUUUUUGGACGCGUGUAUCAUGAUGUGAUGUUACUAGGCUGAUCUGGGCCUGGCCUUCGGUUUUCGCUGUUAUUAGUUUUCUAUAAAUUAUGCGAGUUCAUUGUCUAUCAGUCUAUGUACGUAUGUGUCUUGGCUAAUAUUUUCUUGUACACUUCUGUUAUUCUGUGUUUUUAGAACUAAACCACAUACGUCUCGGAGUUGGAGUUGAAGUUGAUGGGUACAUUAGGGUACAUUACAAAAUAAUACUAAGUUGAAGUG